Molecule: messenger RNA, 752 nt
Organism: Zymoseptoria tritici IPO323
Lineage: Eukaryota; Fungi; Ascomycota; Dothideomycetes; Mycosphaerellales; Mycosphaerellaceae
Exons: 1
Coding region: 24-716 (230 amino acids)
Molecular function (GO): protein dimerization activity
Source: RefSeq, a predicted model, not a curated record
UGGCCAGCAACUACUUCCCGCCUAUGCAGUACCUCUCUGGCAAUGCUCCGAGCGACUACAUCUCGAGUCUCGACUCCAUCUGUCCUGUCAUCUCGAUGUCUUCCACCACCAACAACAAUCCUAACUUGCGCUUCUACCGCACCGACUCUUACGACGGAACCGCCGAGAGAAGGAGCUCGGACUCGGAGGACUCCCUCGGUGGCAACAACAACGACUUCGCCGAUACCAGCGUCCACUUUCCGUCAACCAUCAGCACUUUUUCGACAUCCCCUUCCCACCACGGCCUAUCGAUUUCACCACCACCAAAGUCCCCACUCCGCCCUCCGAGCCGUCCUUAUCGCCGCGUUCCACACGCCGCAGUUGAGCGUCGCUACCGCGACAAUCUCAACACCUCAAUCUCGACUCUCCGGCUCACUCUCCCCUCUCUCAAAGACGCCUGCAACACCACCGUCGGUCCUUCCGAUCACGAGGACGCCGCGCUCGCCUCUCGUGGACCUUCCAAAGCCGUCAUCAUUAGCACCGCGACGGCUUACAUCAAGGAACUGCAGAGGGAGCAGCGGAAGGCGGAGAGUCAGAUUGAACAGUUGAAGGAACAGAUGGCGGACUUGCAGAAUUUGCUUCAGUGUAACCAUCGUAGUGUUUUACAGCUUUUACAGCGGGUUGGCGACGGGUACGGAGGAGUUCAAGCAGAGAAUCUCAGUUCGGCUUGUACCUAGGCAAUAUUGCCAGCGCAAUAUACGACAAUGCUGUCU